GAAUCAUUAGAAAUGUAUUUGAAUUAAAAAAAAAAAAAGGUGCGUAGAUAUUUUCUAUAAAAAAAAAGAAAAAAAAAAAAGAAGAGCUCGUUUAUAAAAAUCGUUAUUAAUAACUUUGAACGUUUAACGAGAAACGUCAUUGGAUUUCAACGAAAAGAUAAAAUAUGCCGUCCGACGCGAAAAAGAAACAACAACAGAAAAAGAAAGAAGCCGCUAAGGCUAGACAAUCUGGCAAAAAACCAACUAUCAAUCAAACAAAAUCCGCAGAAGAUGGAAAGGAUCUAAAUGCUGCGUCGGAGGAACCUAUUCAAAAUGGAACUAAUGGAACGACUAUUAGCGUAGAAGAGGCAUUAUGUUUAAAGCUAGAAGCAGAUGCUAGGCUCAAUGCUGAAGCACGUUCAUGCACUGGAUCUCUGGCUUCACAUCCACGAAGUAGAGAUAUAAAAAUAUCAAAUUUUUCUAUUACCUUUCACGGUUGCGAAUUACUACAAGAUACUAUGCUUGAAUUAAAUUGUGGAAGACGUUACGGUUUACUUGGUCUUAAUGGUUCUGGAAAGUCUACUUUAUUGGCAGUACUUGGAAAUAGAGAAGUUCCUAUACCAGAUCAAAUUGAUAUUUUUCAUUUGACCAGAGAAAUGCCCGCUAGCAAUAAAACAGCUUUAGAAUGUGUCAUGGAAGUUGACGAAGAAAGAGUAAGACUUGAGAAACUUGCCGAGGAAUUGGUUGAUUGCGAGGAAGAAGAUGCACAGGAACAAUUAAUGGAUGUAUAUGAACGAUUGGAUGAUAUGGCUGCUGAUACUGCAGAAGCUCGUGCUGCUCAUAUAUUACAUGGUUUAGGUUUUACUCCUCAAAUGCAAAAAACUGCUACCAAGGAUUUUUCAGGAGGAUGGCGUAUGCGUAUAGCUCUUGCUAGAGCACUGUAUGUGAAACCUCAUUUAUUGUUACUUGAUGAACCAACUAAUCAUUUGGAUUUGGAUGCUUGUGUUUGGUUGGAGGAAGAAUUGAAAACGUAUAAACGAAUUUUGGUUAUCAUCUCUCAUUCACAAGAUUUUCUUAAUGGCAUUUGUACAAAUAUUAUACAUGUCAAUAAGAAACAAUUAAAAUAUUACACAGGAAAUUAUGAAGCUUUUGUUAAAACAAGAAUGGAAUUAUUGGAGAAUCAAGCGAAACAAUACAAUUGGGAACAAGAUCAAAUUGCCCAUAUGAAAAAUUAUAUUGCACGAUUUGGGCAUGGUUCUGCUAAAUUGGCAAGACAAGCUCAAUCAAAAGAGAAGACCUUAGCAAAAAUGGUGGCACAAGGUCUUACGGAAAAAGUUGUCAACGAUAAAGUAUUAAAUUUUUAUUUUCCAUCUUGUGGAACUAUACCACCACCUGUUAUCAUGGUGCAGAAUGUGAGUUUUCGUUACAAUGAAAAUUCUCCCUGGAUAUAUAAAAAUUUGGAAUUCGGUAUUGAUUUAGAUACUAGACUUGCUUUAGUUGGUCCUAAUGGUGCAGGAAAGAGUACAUUAUUAAAAUUACUUUAUGGUGAUUUGGUCCCUACAAGUGGUAUGAUACGUAAAAAUAGUCAUCUACGUAUAGGAAGAUAUCAUCAGCAUUUACAUGAGCUUUUAGAUUUGGAUAUUUCUCCAUUGGAUUAUAUGAUGAAAGCUUUUCCAGAUGUUAAAGAACGAGAAGAAAUGCGCAAAAUUAUUGGUCGUUACGGACUUACUGGACGUCAACAAGUCUGUCCAAUUCGUCAAUUAUCUGAUGGUCAACGUUGUCGUGUAGUAUUUGCUUGGUUGGCUUGGCAAGUACCACAUUUAUUACUUCUUGACGAACCUACAAAUCAUCUUGAUAUGGAAACAAUAGAUGCACUUGCAGAAGCAAUUAAUGAUUUUGAUGGUGGAAUGGUUCUAGUAUCUCACGAUUUCAGAUUGAUAAAUCAAGUCGCAGAAGAGAUAUGGGUGUGUGAAAAUGGGACAGUUACAAAGUGGAGUGGUAAUAUUUUGAAUUAUAAGGAACAUCUUAAAAACAAAGUUCUCAAUGAUAAUCAGAAAAGGCAAAAGGAUUUUAUCAAUAGAGGAAAAUAAUGCAAGGCCCUUUAUUAUUCAAUAUAUAUUAAUACAUUUCUCCUUUUAUCCAGAGCACUCUCUAUUACUUUAAAAUUUUAUCUAUGGUCUUGAUCGUUUAUUGUCACUGCACUUAUGCUGCUGUGUAGCGUACCGGUGACACGAGAUUACCUAGUUAAUUUAUUUAAAUAAUACGUCAUUAAAAUAUACAACAAAUGUACACAUCUUAUGGUUAUGAAUUUCUAAUGGUGAAAAUUCUCUUUCUUUCUCUCUCUCUCUCUCUCUCUCUCUCUUUAUCUUUAUCUCUAUCUCUAUCUCUAUCUCUAUCUCUCUCUCUUUUUUUCUCCAUGCAUUUAUCCUUUUCCAUCAAUUAUAAGUUAUCCAUCAAUGUUUCUCUUGCAGCAAUGUAUCAUUAUGAGAUUAUUAAAAAUAAAUUUCAUUUUAUGUAUGAACAAUUAAAUCUCUUUUGAAGGAAGAAAAAAAAGAAAAGAAAAAUUAUAGACAUCUUUGCAAAAUUGUGAUGUGAAACUUAUACAUACAAAAAAAAAAAAAAAAAAAAACCAAGGAAGAAAAAGAACAUGCAACAUCUAAAUGUUUUAAAUAGAUGCUUUGAAAUUUUUGUUAUUGAUUAUUAAGAUGAAAUUUUUUUAUUGAUCAUAUAUAUAUAUAUAUAUAUAUAUAUAUAUAUAUAUAAUCUUAGUAAUCAAUACAUAUCUUAGAGAGUCAAAUUAAUAAUAAAAUUAUAUAUGAAAUAUUUUAAAAUUUAAUUCAUUAUCUUUUUUUAAUAAAACCUUUUAAUAAACUUGAGUAUUCCUUAAUGUUAUAAAUAAUAUCACGUGGCAAUAUCAAAAACAUUGAAAAAAAACAAUUUUUGACAGAUAUUGAUAUUUUCUCUCUCUCUCUCUCUCUCUCUUUCAUUCUUUCUCUCUCUCACUGUCCUUAUCAAAAGGCAUGCAUUUUAUAUGCAAUAAUAAAAUAUUUAAAAAAAAACCAUAAUUUUGAUAUAAUUUUCGAUAUUAUUUUCAAUGGAAAAUUAUAUAAUGUAAUUAAGAAAAUAUACGAAGCAUGAUAUAUACAAUGUCAUAACUAUGAUCAAUAUUAAUAAAAAUAUAAAAGUGCUUCGUUAUAAUUCUUACAAAAUAUAUGAUAUUUACAUUAUAUCGUAUGUAAUAUCGAUCUCGUUUGGGUCUUAUCACUUAGAGAUUAACUCUUUUUGAAAACCCAUGGUCUAACGAUGACUAUACUUUUAUAUUAUAUUAAUCAUUGUCGGUCAAUGUAUGUAUAUAUGUAUGUAUAUGAAAGAAAGUUCAAAAUAAGCAAAAAUAGAAUCUUUUCUUCUUUUCAUGAUGUUAAAAAAUAAUUUUCUCUUUUUCAAUGAAAAUAUUUUUAAUCAAUUAUUUAAAGUUUAUAAUUAAAAAGUCUUAUCAAGUGAAUUAAAUGAUCAAUGAAAUGGAAUAUUAUUUGAAAUUGAAAAUUUAAUCUUUAUAAAUGUUUACAAAGUAAAAUGUAAUAAUAUUUUGAAUUACAAGGAACAUCUUAAAAACAAAGUUCUCAAUGAUAAUCAGAAAAGACAAAAGGAUUUUAUCAAAGAAAAAUUAAAUAAAUAAUCAUUAAGAACUACUUCUUAUUCAUAAAUAAAAAAUAAUCAUUAAUAACUAUUUAUAAAAGUUUUUUAUUCUUAAAAUCUAAUAAUUAAAUUAUCAUCGAUUAUUAAUUAUUAAUUAUAUAAUUAAAUAUUUCAUAUUAUUAUUUUAUUCAUUUAUUGCUGCCGGUUAACAGUGGUUUGUUUGUGCGAACAAAGAAUUCAGGCAUGAUAAUUGAUCGAUUUUGACGAACAAGAUUGUAUUAAAAAAAAAAAAAAAAAAAAAA
Vespa velutina is the source of this 3917-nucleotide messenger RNA. RefSeq names its product ATP-binding cassette sub-family F member 2. The transcript is spliced from 9 exons. Lineage: Eukaryota; Metazoa; Arthropoda; Insecta; Hymenoptera; Vespidae. Bases 165 to 2069 code for a protein of 634 amino acids. Gene Ontology annotation, molecular function: ATP binding; ATP hydrolysis activity. The record is from RefSeq and is a predicted model, not a curated record.